AUGGAGAAAAGGAUUGGAAUAGUUGAAGCAGGAGUUAGUGGGUUAUUAGCUUGCAAAUAUGUUCUUGAAGAAGGGUUUCAACCCAUUGUUUUUGAAUCUCAAUCUGGUCUUGGUGGAGUUUGGACUCACACAAUUGAAACAACAAAACUUCAAACACCUAGACAAGGUUAUCAAUUCUCUGAUUUUCCAUGGCCUUCUUCUGUAAAAGAAGACUACCCAGAUCAUAAUCAAGUAAUGGAGUAUCUAGAAUCUUAUGCUCUUCAUUUCAAUCUACUUCCGUACAUCAAAUUCAACACCAAAGUUAUAAACAUUGACUUAGUGAUACAAGAAAGUCAAGAUAUGCUUUCAUGGAGUCACUGCUGGGGUGGUGCAGAUCAGGCUUUCAGUAAAGGUAAAUGGGAAAUUACCACUGCCACUGUUGCUGCUGGAGAUGAUCUAGUAUAUGAUGUAGAAUUUGUGAUUCUUUGCGUUGGACGGCUUAGUGGGGUUCCAAACAUUCCUGAUUUCCCACCAAAUAGAGGUCCAGAUGCUUUCAAUAGAGGCAAAGUUAUACAUUCUAUGGAUUACUCUGCCAUGGAUGAUUGUGAUGCUGCAGAGUUCAUCAAAAGGAAACGCGUUACGGUUGUUGGAUCUCUGAAGUCAGCUUUAGAUAUUGCUAAUGAAUGCGCCAUUGCCAAUGGCGUGGAAAAUCCUUGUACGUUGAUAUACAAAACCAAGCAUUGGUACCUACCUGAUAAUCAUCCAUGGGGUGUCUCUCUCGGUUCGCUAUACUUGAAUCGUUUUGCUGAGCUUAUGGUUCAUAAACCUGGUGAAGGGCUAAUGCUUGGUCUCUUAGCUACCUUUCUCUUCUGGUAAUAAAACUACUGACUAAGAUGGGCAGCUUCAAAGUUUGUGGAGAGCUAUAUCAAAUCAAAAUUUCCCCUAAAGAAACACGAUAUGGUACCAGAACAUAGUUUCUCACGGGAACUAUCUUCUUGCUUGGUCUCAAGGGUGCCCGAACAUUUUUACGAUAGAGUGGAAGAAGGAAGCAUCAUCUUGAAGAAGUCAAAUGGGUUCAGCUUUUCGAAAGAUGGGUUGGUAUUUGGCGAUGAUGCAGAGGCACUUCUAGAAACUGAUGCAGUGAUCCUUGCUACUGGUUAUAAGGGUGACGAAAAUCUGAAAAAUAUCUUCAAGUCACCAAUAUUCCAAAGAUGCAUUAUGGGCUCCUCAAACUCCACAGUUCCGUUAUACAGAGGGUGCAUUCAUCCGCGAAUUCCACAGUUGGCCGUAAUUGGGUAUCCCGAAAGUGGCUCGAAUCUGUAUACAUCGGAAAUGAUGUGCCGGUGGUUAGCACAUUUUCUUGACGAUGGAUUCAAGUUGCCGAGUACGAUAGAGAUGGAAGAGGAUGUGCUGGAAUGGGAAAAAUACAUGAAACGGUAUUCUGGUGAGUACUAUCGCAGAUCUUGUAUUGCUGUACUGCAUAUUUGGUACAACGAUCAGCUGUGCAAGGAUAUGGGUUGUAAUCCUAAGAGAAAGAAGGGAUUUUAUGCAGAAUUAUUCCAAUCUUACGGGACAAUGGACUAUGCAAAUGUCAUUUCUAUGAAAAGUUGAGGGGUUAGUUAAGCUUGUACACGGCCUACGUUUCCCGACGAUUUUAGACCUUUUAGUGUGGAGAGUGUUCUAAGAGUUUUGUGAGCCCAAAUUAGCUUGAAGACCACAAUUUCCCUCUUACAGUACGUCAUCAACGGAAUACAUACAUUGCAAAAAAUUUGAGAAAAAGAAAUGGACACUAAUAACACACAAACGGCUCUGUUAGUUAUGACGGUUAUCUUGGUUUUCCGUUAUCUUUAACUGUAACUGUUUUAUGUGUCCGUACAUUACAGCUGUGUAUUGCUGUCACUUUGAUCAUGUCUGUUUAUAUAACGACCUCUGAACUCUUUGUCUGGUAGAACUAUUCUUUGAUUAAUAAUAUCUCUAACUCUAUUUCUUUAUGGUAUCAGAGGGAAAACAUUAGGUUUUCCUUCUCGAUCCAAGCUUCCGCUCUUUUCAAUAAAUCUGUGAAGAAAAUUUCGGUCACAAUUUGCUUUUUCAUAGCUUUAUUAGUGUUUCGUUCAUCUGAAUCUUCUUCUUCUCCGGCUACGGUUGUUCAUGAUUCAAACUUUUACAGAUUCAGAUCCAUCUACAAUGUCAAAUUCUUCAGAUAUUACUUCAAUACCAAUUCAUCAACUUGCCAAUCUCAUUCAAUUAAAGCUACGUGAUGAUAAUUUCAUCACUUGGAAAGCAUUGUUAAUGCAUGUGAUUCGUAAAUUUCAGAUUCUCUCUUUUCUUGAUGGCACAAAUGUUUGUCCUGCA
Papaver somniferum (opium poppy) is the source of this 2331-nucleotide messenger RNA. Its product is annotated as probable flavin-containing monooxygenase 1. The record is from RefSeq and is a predicted model, not a curated record. NCBI's taxonomy places the organism in Eukaryota, Viridiplantae, Streptophyta, Magnoliopsida, Ranunculales, Papaveraceae. Gene Ontology annotation, molecular function: flavin adenine dinucleotide binding; N,N-dimethylaniline monooxygenase activity; NADP binding. The transcript has 4 exons.